AAGUUUUCUUCAGUUCUGUCAUAUUGCAGUUUUCAAAACGUCAAAUUUCAAAAAGAACAAAAUUUUCAGUGAUAUCCAAAAAAACUCCAAGUUCACUUCUAUAAUGGCCCAAGGAGGCAUGAAACUAGACCAGCAAUUCAUAAGUUUUGCAAAAUUUGGAGAUACAAAAGCAGAUGGCAAAACAAUAACUCUUACUCAAAUAGACAAAUGGUUCAAACAAGCAGGUGUGAUUGACAAAAAGCUGACAACGACGGACACAGGCAUAACCUUCAACAAAUUCAAAUCGAAAACGAUAGGCUACACAGAUUUUUUGAACUUCAUAGAAGAUCUGGCACACCAGAAGAAUAUCCCCGUCGACAACAUCAAAGAAAAGCUCCAAGAAUGUGGUUUGCCGGGCACCAAUAAGUCGACACAGGCGGUCCAUGUUGGAGCAGUCGAUAGGCUGACGGAUACUUCGAAAUAUACAGGGAGUCACAAGGAGAGAUUCGAUGAGAGCGGCCAUGGAAAAGGGAAAGAAGGACGGGAAGAUCUCGCUGAAAAUACCGGAUAUGUCGGGGGAUAUAAGGGACAGGGUACUUAUGAUAAAAAGUAGGUUUUGUGGCCAGUAGAAUAAUUCAAUACAUGGGAAACGAAUGUUUGACAACUGAAAGCCUUUAUGAUGUAUUUAUUGAAUCUCUCCAACUUUAUAUUUCGUGAAAAAUUUGUGAGAAUUCUGCCUUCAUAGAUUUUAUAAUCUUAUAUAUGCGAAAUAAAUAACAAAGAGUAAAUAUUCGCGAUGGGAAAUGAUUGUAUCAACAUCAACGUACUCUCCAUCAAGGCAGAAAUUGAGAAUAUAUUCCAGCUAUAUUAGAAUCAUUAUUCAUGAGUCACAUCAUUAGAAAUAUUUUUGAAUGCAGAUUGCCUCUUUUUGAGUAUUCGUGACAGUUUUUAUAUCUUAAAUAGAAUAUCGUAUAACCCACCUCAAAAUAUUGCCAAGUUUUCAAAAAAGAAAUGAACCCAAUCUCAAUUCUGAGCAAUAUCAAUAUCACUGUCAGAGUCCAACACAGAAUUUUAAUGUGGUCUCUAGACACAAUUUUUUCUCCGUUGAGCAAAUGAAUUCAUCCCAAAAAACUUCCACAUCAAUUUUCUCUUGUCCUAGAUGCAUAUCUUAAGGUUUCAAAAUAAAAUUAUUAUUAACAUAGGUGAAUACACAUAAUAAAGUAUAUCAUAAGCAAUCAAUAAAUAUAUGUUUAACUAACGAAAGCGGGCUAUCUGAUGUUUCUUAACCAAUGUAGCAAAGUCCGUGAUUAUUUCUUCACAAUUCGAUGUCAAGGUAAAUCCCAUUCGAUUUGAUAUGUUGAUUGUUCAUCUUCUGGAAAAUUGGCAAAUCGUAAAGUUAUUUUUUCUGAAUUUUAUAUUUUCAUUUGACGAUCUUUGAAGGUAGAUAGAAACUUAUUGCAUUUAUUUUAAUUCUUCUGGAUCAUUGAUUCUCAGGGGCAAAUUUGUUAACGUUUCACCGAUGUAGUACAUUUCCAAAUAAAAACGGCAAAAAAGUAA
This is a messenger RNA of Leptinotarsa decemlineata (Colorado potato beetle), 1536 nucleotides long. RefSeq names its product tubulin polymerization-promoting protein homolog. NCBI's taxonomy places the organism in Eukaryota, Metazoa, Arthropoda, Insecta, Coleoptera, Chrysomelidae. Gene Ontology annotation, cellular component: microtubule. Gene Ontology annotation, biological process: microtubule bundle formation; positive regulation of protein polymerization; microtubule polymerization. Gene Ontology annotation, molecular function: tubulin binding. The record is from RefSeq and is a predicted model, not a curated record.